AUGCGCCAUCUCAACUUUCGUUCGUCAAGUUUUCCCUCAAAGCCAGCCUUACAAUCCCUUCCUCAAUGGCAGAGCCAAAGAGACAGAGGCAGAGACAAGUUCGUCACAGGUCCCGAAACGGAUGUCGAACUUGUCGCCAUCCCGAUCUGCAGAGCCAGACAUGUCAAAUGUGAUGAGACACCGGGUGCGUGCAAUCAAUGCACCUCCACCGGACGCCACUGCGAGUACGAUGCUAGCCGGUUGCCACGCAUCUCCGGAGCAAUUGCAAGGACCAUCUGGCCACAUUCCGUUGUACAGAUCGCCCCCACUACCCGACCGGAUACCAGCACCGACGAACAACGAUGCUUUAGCAUUUUCUUCCAUCAAACGGCGCCCAGGAUGGCUGACUGGUUCAAUUUGGAAGUAUGGCAGCGGAUAGUCCUGCAGAUCAGCCAUGCGGAGCCGGCCGCCUACCACGCCGCCGUGGCUCUGAGCGCGCUUCACGAGGAUGUCGAGAUGCGCGGCCUUUGCCGCGCCGGCAAGCAGGGUAUGCAUGAUCCGCAUCAUCGCUUUGCGUUCGAGCAGUAUGGCAAAGCGAUGGUCAUGCUCCGGCGACGCUUGGCGUCGAAUGAUCCUCAGGUCCGGCUGGUGGCCUUGAUAUGCUGUAUCACUUUCAUCUGCGUCGAGCUGCUUCAUGGCAGCUACAAGAGCGCGGGCGUGCAUCUGCGGAGGGGAGUGCAACUCGUGGAGCAGCGUGAUGGGUACUGGAGGCAUCAUCCGAGACAAGGCUCGCUCCCUACCGCACAGCUUCGCUACGGGUCUGCGACCGAGGCUGCCCUGGUCCAAGCCUUCAUGGUGCUCGAUGUGCAAAUAGCACAAUACGAACAAUCAGAUGCCCUGACGCUUGAGCAAUCGACAGGCCAGAAUGCUUACCCGUCUGUGACCAACAGUCAUGGCAGCCUGAUGCAUGAGCAAUCAACAGACCAGGAUACUUCCCUGACUGGGUCCAGCAGCCUUGGUAGCAACGCAUUUGUAAGCCUCUUAGAAGCUAGACAGCGAAUCAACAUCCUCAUGAGCAAGGUAUCACACUUACGAGGGUCCUGCGAAACUGUUUUGCACGACAACACAAAGGAACCAGCCGUGGUGCAGCGGGCGACAGCACAGCAGGACAUCAUGCUAGCUCAACUGAGCGAGUUCGCGGUAUCUUUCGAAGAGCUUGUGGCGCGUCGUGAUCCUGGCUCCUUAACUGAGGAGGAGAGGCGCAAUAUCGCCCUGUUGCGCCUGCAGCAUCUGUCGUUGUUAAAGCUGGUGGAUAUAAGCCUGGCCGCUUCGGAGGUCAUUCCGGAUCGCACUUUGUCAACGUGAGGCAGACCAAUGGGCUCGUUAGGGCCUUCUAUACCGAGCCUCAAAGCUGCAGCCAGAGACAGAAGAAAUCUCGAGUUUUGAAGUUUCGAAGUUUGCUGGUAGCUAACUGGUAAAUCGGACCAGUUCGGCAAAGCAAGGAGAGCAACCAUAAUCUAUAGAGUCAUCAGCACAUUUGAGAUGAGUGAUUAGAUAGUGUCGACCAGUGUACAUAGUUUUUGGCUGACCGCACAAGAU
Molecule: messenger RNA, 1578 nt
Organism: Aspergillus aculeatinus CBS 121060
Lineage: Eukaryota; Fungi; Ascomycota; Eurotiomycetes; Eurotiales; Aspergillaceae
Product: Zn(II)2Cys6 transcription factor
Exons: 2
Coding region: 1-1344 (447 amino acids)
Biological process (GO): regulation of DNA-templated transcription
Molecular function (GO): zinc ion binding; DNA-binding transcription factor activity, RNA polymerase II-specific
Source: RefSeq, a predicted model, not a curated record